CAUCUAUUGCCAGCCUCCGGGAACAUUAUUAUAAUCUGUGUAUGGAAAAGUCCCAGAAAAUUAAUCCUUUUCUGUUGCAUAUACUCCACGAAGUGGAUGAAGAAAGUAAAAAGGGGUUGGAAAAAGGAAUCACAUUAAAUCUUUCUGGUAACAAUCGCUUAAUACCAGUGGAAAGAGUAACAAGUGAAGAUUUUUGGAUUCUUUCCAGAAUUUUAAAGAAGAAUCCAUAUGUUAAUGGUUUGGAUGUUAGAUACAACCUCUUAAAAGAUGUUGGUGCAUACUAUGUUGUGAAACUGCUUCAGAAACAACAUAAUCUCAUUUACUUAAACCUUAUGUUUAAUGAUAUUGGGCCUGAAGGUGGAGAACUGAUUGCUAAAGCACUACAUAAGAAUACAACUCUGAAGUAUCUAAGAAUGACUGGAAACAAGAUUGAAAAUAAAGGCGGAAUGUUCUUUGCCGCAAUGCUGCAAAUUAAUUCAUCCUUAGAGACAUUAGAUCUGGGAGAUUGUGAUCUGGGAAUGCAAAGUGUGAUCGCAUUUGCUACAGUACUAACCCAAAAUCAAGCAAUUAAGGGAAUAAAUCUAAACCGUCCUAUACUGUAUGGCGAACAGGAAGAGUCCACAGUCCAUAUAGGCCACAUGUUGAAGGAAAAUCACUGCCUUGUUGAACUACACAUGUGUAAGCAUAAUAUGAAAAAUUGUGGCUUAAAACAGUUAUGUGAUGCACUGUAUCUGAAUAGUAACCUACGCUACCUUGAUGUCAGCUGCAACAGAAUAACUCGUGAUGGAAUGGUGUUUUUGGCUGAUGUACUGAGAAGCAAUACCACCCUGGAAGUAAUAGAUCUUUCCUUCAACAGAAUAGAAAAUGCAGGAGCAAGCUAUCUCAGUGAGACUCUUUCUUCACACAACAGGAGUCUUAAAGCGUUAGUAUGGUUUUAUAUUUAAUCAAAAUAACAUAAUAACUCAAAAAAAAAAAAUACGAACCUUAAACCCCUUAAUUCUUAAGGUUAUGAUGAAGUAUGAAAACCCAGUUUCUAAACUGACAUAGUAUUAAGUUACGGUAACAGCUCAGUUUCUUCUGUUUUUCCAAAAACAAUAUCUUUGAAAAAUUUGUUUGAUUCUAGUUAUGACUGCUUCUAAAAAUUAAUGAGAAAAUUCUUAUUGCUUAUGUUAUUUAUCCUGAGUCUCAGCAGAAAAAUCGUAAGCAUUCUAUAUGAUGAAAAUUUAAAAAUAAAAAUGAAUUAAAAAGAAAUUACUAGUUGGAUGACUUUAUCCUAAAAAGUAUAUCUGUAAUCCACUCAAACAUUUACUGAAUAAUUGAUAUAAAACAAGAGACUAUUCUCAGAAUGUAGGUAGCUCUAUUAGGUAUGUGAAACAGCUAGUUAGAAAACUUAAGUUUCUUGGAUUUUAGAGAUUAUAUGGUCAAUAUUUGAUCACACCAUUAAAAUAUAAAUAUACAAUCAAAUGUUUGUAAUAAAAGUUGUGGCUAGCUCAUGCAUUCUCUCUUUGUGGAACUGUUGGUUUCCAGGGUCAUUACUUUUUUUUUCUCCAUAGGUUGUCAGUAGUUAGUAACAACAUAGAGGGAGAAGGACUUGUUGCACUUUCACAAUCAAUGAAAACAAAUAUCACACUCUCUCAUAUCUACAUUUGGGGAAACAAAUUUGAUGAGGCUACGUGUGUGGUAAGUUUUUUCUGAGAUUUUCUCCAUAACAUCAGAUAUUAUUCACAGCUUAGAAUGGUGUCUUAAAAUGGUUACAAAGCAUAAGGAGACACUGUGGUUUUGAUUAUUUUUAACUUUGUUGUUGUUAGGUGUUGUCGAGUCAGUUGUGACUCAUUGCGACCCCAUGUACAACAGAACGAAACACUGCCCAGUCCUGCACCAUCCUCAUAGUCGUUGUUAUGCUUGAGCCCAUAGUUGAAGCCACUGUGUCAAUCUAUCUUAAUUUAAUCCAUUAAAUUAAGUUAAAUUUUAACUUAAGUCCUAAAAAAUAACUACUGGAAAUUUUUGUGGUUGAAAUAGCAAAAGAUAUCA
This is a messenger RNA of Trichechus manatus latirostris (Florida manatee), 2031 nucleotides long. RefSeq names its product leucine rich repeat containing 34 (gene LRRC34). The record is from RefSeq and is a predicted model, not a curated record. The transcript has 8 exons. NCBI's taxonomy places the organism in Eukaryota, Metazoa, Chordata, Mammalia, Sirenia, Trichechidae. Bases 42 to 944 code for a protein of 300 amino acids. Gene Ontology annotation, molecular function: protein binding.